GCGGGAUCCAGUGGCUGCUGCUCCCCGCCACCGACCCAGCGAGCAGGGCGAGCCACUCACGCUCACCUGGGGCGUGUGUGGUUGUGGCCGAAUUGGGAAUUCGUGGGGGAUGGAGGAGCAGUUCAUCCUCCGCGUGCCCCCCUCCGUCGCGGAGCGGAUCGAGCGCCUCAUGAACGAAUCCGCCGCCGCCUCCUCCUCCUCCUCGGAAGACGCGUCCCUAGACCUCUCCUUCUCAGAGGAUGGAAGAAAUGGCACAUUUAUGAUUGGAAAUGAAAGCUUUUCUGCAUCACUCUUGGAUCUCCCAACUGUUGUGGAGUCAUAUAAGACAUAUGAUGAUUCAGUGCUAAUUAAAACAGCUGAUAUUGGUCAGAUGAUUAUGGUAAGAGAAGGAAAUGAUCCUGCUCCAGAAGGAGUUGAAUCUAAGCAUGGUCUUACUCCACCAAUGAGGGAUGCACGCAGACGGCGUUUCCGCAGGGAGCCUGACUUAAAUGCAGAACUUGUUCACCGAGUGGAGAAGGAUCUCAUUCAUAUUAUGCAUGGACCAUCUAGCAACCAGAAUGCUAGUGCAAUUCUAAGGGCAGGAGAAGGUGGUGAUCGUAAGAAAGCUGCACCAACUCCAGCAACGAAGCGUAAUGUCCAACAACCUGCUGCAAAUGGCGAAGAAGCUGAGCCAGAGAGGAGUGACUCUGAUGAGUCUGUCGACCCAUAGAAUUCAAGUGGGCAGGAAUGAUAAAAUAAUCCUGCUCCAAUGCCCGAGCAGAGCACACACUUGACUUAGCAGUUCAUAUUAGCAAACGUAAGCUCUUUUAAAGGGCUCGAUGUCACUGUUAUGGUUUGUUAAUAUUUACAUAUCUAUAAUAUUUGAUGCGACAAAUGUAAAAUCCUUUGUGAUACUGCAGUAACCAGUGUCUCCGUGGAGUACGGUAACAGUUACCGGCGGUAGCACCCUGUGAAUAUACACCAAAUUCAAAAA
Oryza brachyantha (malo sina) is the source of this 973-nucleotide messenger RNA. RefSeq names its product transcription initiation factor TFIID subunit 7-like. The record is from RefSeq and is a predicted model, not a curated record. The transcript is spliced from 5 exons. Gene Ontology annotation, biological process: RNA polymerase II preinitiation complex assembly; transcription initiation at RNA polymerase II promoter. NCBI's taxonomy places the organism in Eukaryota, Viridiplantae, Streptophyta, Magnoliopsida, Poales, Poaceae. Gene Ontology annotation, cellular component: transcription factor TFIID complex. Gene Ontology annotation, molecular function: RNA polymerase II general transcription initiation factor activity. Bases 110 to 709 code for a protein of 199 amino acids.